Colletotrichum graminicola M1.001 is the source of this 1911-nucleotide messenger RNA. Its product is annotated as tRNA synthetase class II. Gene Ontology annotation, cellular component: mitochondrion; cytoplasm. Gene Ontology annotation, biological process: aspartyl-tRNA aminoacylation. Bases 1 to 1911 code for a protein of 636 amino acids. Gene Ontology annotation, molecular function: aspartate-tRNA ligase activity; ATP binding. The transcript is spliced from 4 exons. The record is from RefSeq and is a predicted model, not a curated record. NCBI's taxonomy places the organism in Eukaryota, Fungi, Ascomycota, Sordariomycetes, Glomerellales, Glomerellaceae.
AUGUCCUCCCCAGAAACUUGGACCAACCCAGGUAGCGAAAUUGUUGUCAGCGGACACAUCGGUCGAACAAGAAAGGUCGGCAAGAACCUAGCCUUCGCCCACUUGGAGCGCAACGGAGAACGAAUCGGGCAGAUCUGUGCCAAAGGCGAGAAUGCGGCUGUUCUGGCCAAGAUACGUCCCUUCAGCGCCGUCUUGGCCAAGGGUGUUGUGACGGAGGCCUCAGGUGCCGCACGCUUCGAGAUGGACAUGGAGUCGAUACAAUACCUAAACCCAUUUCCCAAGGACAUCAUCAUCGGCCCCGAUACCGUCUUCCCCCCCGAACAGCGUCACUUGCAGUUGCGAUUCCACGAGCAACUGAGGGAGAGACUCCGCUUCCGUGCCCAGCUCAAGUCCACUAUGGGACAGGCGAUGGUGGAUCGGGAGUUCAUGGACGUCGAGACGCCAAUUCUGUUCAAGUCCACUUCGGAGGGCGCGAGAGAGUUUAUUGUUCCCACGAGGCGCCCGCGAUACGCCUACGCCCUGCCCCAGAGCCCCCAGCAAUAUAAGCAGGUCCUGAUGGCCUCUGGCAUGGGAGGCUACUACCAGUUCGCGCGCUGCUUCCGCGACGAGGACCAUCGCGCGGACCGUCAGCCCGAGUUUACUCAGCUGGAUAUGGAAAAGUCGUUCGCAACGGGUGUGACCAUCAUGGAGGACGUUGAGUACGUCGUGGGUCGUGCGUGGGACACAUUGAGAGAAAUAUACGUCAUGGAAGUGGGCAAAGACUCGUUCGCGCCAGUCAGGAAAGCAUCAUUGCAGAACUGGGAGCAAAGCAUCCAAGACAGCGCCAAGGACGACGCCAAAGCGCCCAUCUACCAAGAGUACCCCGCCAUCUCUACGCCCUUCCUGAGGAUGAAGUAUACCGACUGCAUGGAUCUCUACGGAUCCGACAAACCGGACCUGCGCAUCCCAAACAGAAUUUGCCGGGUUGACGAGCACCUCAACAAGAACUUUGUCAGCAUGAUCACGGACCUCGAGUCACCGAUUGUCGAAGUCUGGAAAAUCAGCCCACACGAAGACGUCGAUAGACGAGACGUGUGGAAGUUUGUGAUCGACUUCAUGGAGUCCCUCCCCAAGGGCCUGUCCCAGAACCCGGACGGCGCACCCACAGCCUUGGUGUUUGACAGCAGCAAGCCGCUCAACGGCUUCUCGGCAUUGGGGCCGGAAGGGUUGGACAGCAUUCUCGGCGCUCUGCCAGAGGACUCGGGCUUCUCGGAGCUGAACAACGGCGACAUCAUCUUGUUUCAGGCGCGCAAGGACCAGCCCCAGCAAGGUGGUUCGACCAAGCUCGGCGAGACGAGAAUCGCGCUGUACCACGCCGCUGUGGAGGCCGGUCUCCUGGACAGGGACGACAGCUUCAAGUUCCUCUGGGUCACCGACUUCCCCAUGUUCACCCCGGAAGAGGAGGGCGACGUCGGGCAGGGCGGGGCCUCGGGCUUCUCGGCGACCCACCACCCCUUCACGGCCCCACACUCGGAGGAGGACUUUGAGCUCCUCUUCAAGGACCCGCUAAGGGCCAAGGCCGACCACUACGACCUCGUCCUCAACGGCGUCGAGCUCGGCGGCGGCAGCCGACGUAUCCACAUCGCCGAGAUUCAGGAGUUCAUCUUCCGCGACAUCCUGAAGAUGAGCCAGGACAAGAUCAAGGAGUUCUCCCACCUGCUCAAAGCGCUGCGUGCCGGGUGCCCGCCGCACGCCGGUUUCGCCAUCGGCUUCGACCGCUUCGUCGCCGUCUUGAGCGGCUCGUCGUCCGUCAGGGACGUCAUUGCCUUCCCCAAGAACAACAACGGCGUCGACGAGUUCGCCGGGGGCCCGGGGAAGAUGACCAAAGAGCAGCUCGAGACAUAUAACCUCCAGUUCCGCAAGAAGGAAUGA